Molecule: messenger RNA, 366 nt
Organism: Solanum stenotomum
Lineage: Eukaryota; Viridiplantae; Streptophyta; Magnoliopsida; Solanales; Solanaceae
Exons: 1
Coding region: 1-366 (121 amino acids)
Source: RefSeq, a predicted model, not a curated record
AUGAAUGCAAAUGAAAAAUUUCAGCUUAAAAAUAGCACAGAUCUCGCUGAUCCUAGUCACUACAGAAGCUUGAUCGGAGGUUUGAACUACCUAACACAUACUCGUCCUGAUAUUAUGUUUUCUGUUAGUAUGUUGUCUAGGUAUAUGCAUAGUCCUACCAAGCAGCAUCUUGGUGCUGCCAAAAGAGUUUUGCGUUAUAUUGCUGCGACAGUUGACUUCGGGAUUUGGUACUCCAAAGAUGCAGAUUUCAGCUUGACAGGAUACAGUGAUAGUGAUUGGGAAGGAAGUAUAGAUAACAGAAAGAGUACUUCUGGAAAUGUGUUCAAUUUAGGAUCUGGAGCGAUUUGUUGGAGCUCAAAGAAGUAG